Syngnathus typhle (broad-nosed pipefish) is the source of this 1870-nucleotide messenger RNA. RefSeq names its product sialic acid synthase-like. The record is from RefSeq and is a predicted model, not a curated record. Bases 102 to 1163 code for a protein of 353 amino acids. The transcript is spliced from 6 exons. Gene Ontology annotation, molecular function: N-acylneuraminate-9-phosphate synthase activity. Gene Ontology annotation, biological process: carbohydrate biosynthetic process. NCBI's taxonomy places the organism in Eukaryota, Metazoa, Chordata, Actinopteri, Syngnathiformes, Syngnathidae.
CGCAUCCGCAUCCUUCUUCGGCACUGCAACGUGUCCUAUUCAUUAGAUCUCAUUGACGCAAGCUUAUAAUUGUACUAAAACGCUUUAGGGCUGUCAGCAAAAUGCCUUUGACGUUUGAGCUGUGUCCUGGUAGGAUGAUCGGAGGGGAUCAUCCAUGUUUUGUUAUUGCUGAAAUUGGACAAAAUCAUCAAGGAGACAUUGAGAUAGCCAAGAAAAUGAUCAAAAUGGCAAAGGACUGUGGUGCUGACUGCGCCAAGUUCCAGAAAAGUGAGCUGGAGCACAAGUUUAACAAAGGUGCAUUAGAGCGUCCUUACAAAACCAAAAACUCAUGGGGAGAUACCUAUGGGGAACACAAACGCCACCUGGAGUUUAGCCAUGAGCAGUACAGGGAGCUGCAGAAGUAUGCAAAGGAAGUGGGGAUCUUCUUCACUGCUUCGGGGAUGGAUGAGAUGGCGGUAGAGUUUCUCCAUGAGAUUAACGUACCUUUCAUCAAAGUGGCCUCAGGAGACACCAACAAUUUUCCUUAUCUGGAAAUGGUCGCCAAGAAAGGACGUCCCAUGGUGGUGUCCACUGGAAUGCAGUCCAUGGAGACGAUACGUCGAGCGUACAAGACAGUGAAGGAUCAUAACCACAACUUUGCCAUCUUACAGUGUACCAGCACCUACCCUCUUGAGCCUCAAGAUGUCAACCUCAGAGUGAUCGCAAAAUACCAGAAAGAAUUUCCUGAUAUUCCAAUUGGGUAUUCUGGCCACGAGUCUGGAAUCAUUAUUUCAGUGGCGGCUGUUGCCAUGGGGGCAAAGGUUGUAGAGCGUCACGUCACACUGGACAAGACUUGGAGGGGAAGUGACCACGCAGGUUCUCUGGAGCCUUCUGAACUGGCUGAGAUGAUUCGGUCCAUCCGAUUGGUGGAGCUCGCACUAGGAACUGGAAUCAAGACGAGGUUACCCUGCGAGGAGCCGUUCCACAGAAAGCUGGGGAAGUCUGUGGUGGCCAAGGUGAAGAUCCCCAAAGGAACUGUCCUCAGUCCAGAUAUGUUGGCAGUGAAGGUGGCAGAGCCCAUGGGCGUAGCGGCUGAGGACAUCUUCCAGCUGGUUGGCAAAACUGUCACUGAGGAUGUCGGUGAAGAUGAGAGCAUCACACCCGAGGUGGUGGAUGGUCUUUGAAUAUUUUCCAAAAUAUGUCUCAUCGUUUUGGGAGGGGAUUUCUCCCACAACGUAGCAAGUUGUUACUGUAUAAUCAUUGUUCAGAAGUCAGCAGCUUGUAUGAAAUGUUACAAAUUGUGAAUGGAAUGUGCAAAUUUGCUUGAACUAAAUUAUACUAUUACCGCAUUUUCCGAAUUAAAAGUUGUUCCAGUAUAAAUGAGUAUAAAUUGCACCAGCCAUAAAAUGCAUAAUAAAGAAGAAGAAAACAAAAACACAUAUAAGUCGCAGCGUAGAAUAAGUUGCAUUUUUGGGGGACAUCUAUUUGAUAAAAUCCAACACCAAGAAUAGGCAUGUCACCUUGAAAGGCAAUUUAACGUAAAAAUAGAAUAAGCAACAACAGGCUGAAGAUACGGAAUGCUAACAUUACAUAAACACAUAAACAAGGAACUGAGAACGUUAUUGCAAUAUUCGUGCCCAGCUGACGUGAAGCAUAGUCUAACUGUGCAAGGGGAUGGGCUUCACCAAGUGUUGAUAUUUUCAGACAAAAGGGAGACAUCUCUUCAAAUAAUGCUGUUUGAAUGAAGAAGCCUUUUCCUUAUACUAUGUGUUUCCCACAAGUUACCACAAAGAACACAAAUACCUGCUAAUCUAGACUGGAACAUGUAUAUCCAACAUGGCCCAUAGCCUACUCUAGCAAACUGUGCAAAAUAAAACGGGCUUCUUAUUUG